AUGUCAGAUAACCAGGCCGCCCAAACGAGCCUCCUCCCACCCGGUGCGUUUGACACCCACGUGCACGUCUUUGAUCCAAACUUGGGCCCCUACCACCCCUCGCGAGCCUAUACUCCUGCUGAUGCACCGCUUUCUGACCUUCUUGGAUUUCUCACUUCUUUGACAACAUCACGGAAAUCGACAAAUAUCGUCUUGGUACAGCCAUCACCGUAUAGAACCGACAACAAGGUUUUGCUAGCUGCCCUAGGUCAACUGCAACUCGACGCAUCGGUUAUAGCUAGGGGCAUUGCCGUGGUUGAUUUGGAUUCCGUCUCAGAGAGUGCGCUUGGAGAUAUGCAUGCUGCAGGAAUUCGUGGUCUUCGGCUCAAUCUACAGUCUGAUGGACGCGACGUUGACAUGGAGCUACUGUACAAGAAUAUGCACAAGGCUGCCAACUUAAUCCAGUCUCUCCCAGGUUGGAAAUUGCAAAUCUUUUGCCGCGGGUCAAUGUGGGAAAGACUGUAUUCCAUCAUUGUCGAUCUUCCUGUUCAAGUCAUUGCAGAUCAUAUCGGUGGUCUUUUGGGCUCUUCCAAGCUGCAAGAGGCGGCAACGCCCGCAGACGCAUUACAUCAGCCCGGCUUCCGGCAACUACUGGAUCUCGCGAGACUUGGGCGGGUAGUUAUCAAGGUGUCUGCUCUGUACCGAUCAUCAGAUGAAACUGCCACAACUUAUGCCGACAUGGCCCCAAUCAUUUCCAAAUUGGCCCAAGAGGCUCCCGACAGUCUGAUCUGGGCCAGUGAUUGGCCGCAUACUGGUGAGGGCGCCAACAGAGUAGGAGGUAAGAAUUUGGAAAAGAUUGAAGAGUUCAGGAAGAUAGACGACGCGGCCAUCUUGACCAAACUACGAGAAUGGGUUGGGGAUGAGCAAGUUUGGCACAAGAUGAUGGUUGUUAAUCCCAAACGAGUCUUCUAUUGA
Messenger RNA from Pestalotiopsis fici W106-1, 954 nucleotides. RefSeq lists its product as uncharacterized. Lineage: Eukaryota; Fungi; Ascomycota; Sordariomycetes; Amphisphaeriales; Sporocadaceae. Bases 1 to 954 code for a protein of 317 amino acids. The transcript has 2 exons. The record is from RefSeq and is a predicted model, not a curated record. Gene Ontology annotation, molecular function: hydrolase activity.